AUGACCGAGUCCAAAACUUCCAACGCGCUCCCCAAGUCCUCGACGCUGGACAACGGCGCCGACUCGACCGAAGCUGUUGAAACCCCUGCCAAUCAGAACCCCUUCGCCGGCAAAGGCAGUCAAUUCUGGCUCGUCUUCCUCGCCCUUUGCGUCUCUUGCUUCCUCUCUGCACUCGACUUGACCGCCGUUUCGACCGCACUCCCAGCCAGUGAGUUUUCGACCUUAGCCACGCGGUCGGUCUCAGGUUAUCUUCGGGUCAAGGGGACAGAUCCUAACGCGAUUUGUCAUUGCGCAGUGGCGGCCGAGUUUCAAUCCACCGAGUUCAGUUGGGUCGGAUCGGCUUACGCCUUGACCUCGACGGCUUUGAUUCCUUGGACCGGAGGGUUUGCCGCCAUCUUUGGUCGAAAGGCGACCAUGCUAGGGUCCUUGGCUUUAUUCGCUAUUGGCUCGGCCGUCGUCGGUUCGGCACACACGAUGGAGAUCGUCAUUCUUGGUCGUGCAAUCCAGGGUAUUGGUGGAGGUGGAAUUCUUACAAUGGUGAAUUGUGAUUGCAGGCGUGUGAAGAACUUAAGGGCGGGUGCUGACCUCUCAUGAGCUGCUCUCGCCAGACCGAAAUUGUCGUCGUCGAUCUCGUACCGCUCGCCGAGCGAGGCGCUUUCUUCGGCAUUUUUGGCGCAGGUGAGUGCAGGUCCAACCUCCUUUAAGCAACUUACGAUCUGACGUACUGUAUCACACUUCACAGUCUGGGCCUUUGCCAGUGCGAUCGGUCCCCCCAUCGGUGGUGCCCUUGCCUCCGCUGGAGCUUGGCGAUGGUAAGCCUCUUAUACCUACCUUAUGGCUUCACGCCUACUCACCCGGAAGCUGAUUUACGCAUCUUGCCCGGCUCCAAAAACAGGUUGUUCUACCUCAACCUUCCUCUCACCGGUGUCGCGGCCGUCUUGGUCAUCUUCUUUCUCCGUAUCAAGGCCCCUCAAACGACUCUCAAGGAAAAGCUCGCGCAAAUGGACUACUUCAAUCUCGUCUUCGUCGCCGGCGCGACCUCGACCAUCCUCGGUCUGACCUGGGGCGGUGUGACCUACUCAUGGUCGUCUUACGAGGUCCUGGUUCCUCUAAUCAUCGGUUUGUCCCUGAUGGGUUUAUUCCUUUGGCUCGAGAAGACAUACGCGAAGUACCCGACCGUCCCCUUUGACGUGCUUCGUCAUCGCUCGAGCUUGCUCGGUUUCAUGGCCACUUUCUUGCAUGGUAUCGUCACUCUCGCGGCUAUCUACUACAUGACGGUCUACUUCCAAGCGUCCAAGAUGGCGACACCUGUCAAAGCUGGAGUCGAUACUUUCUCAUUGAGUUUGUAAGUAAAGUACUACGCAGUCAUCGCGCGUCAAAGCUGCUUGCUAACUCGCAGGAUCUUGUUCUGGCUACGCAGCACCAUCGCCCCUAUGGCCAUCGUCACGGGUGUCUCGAUCGGUAUCCUCGGGACCUACCGCAAGCAGAACCUUUUCGGAUGGGCUCUGGCUAUGAUCGGCUUCGGCUUGACCUCGAUGCUCAAGUACAACUCGUCCAAGGCUGCUUGGACUGGGUAGUAAGUAACCAUGACACGCAUGUCAAAUGCGUAUUCCUAAUCACAGUCCCUGAUCAUUCUUCAUCUCUUCGUAAACAGUCCAAUUAUCGCCGGUAUCGGCAUGGGUAUCCUGUACAGCGCCACCAACUUCCCCGUCCUCGCUCCUCUUAAGCCGUCUCAGCAACCUCACGCCGUAAGUCGAAACCGUGUCUUUAAGACCCUCUUGACCGCAACUUGAUCCGCCUCUUGCCUCGUCUCCAAAAGAUGGCUUUCUUCGCCUUCGUGCGUUCGUUCGGCCAAGUGUUGGGCAUCUCGAUCGGCUCAACGAUCUUGCAGAACCAAUUGGCCAAGAACCUCCCCGAAGCGUUCUUGGCCAUGUUCCAUGGCAAUGCCGAGAUCGCGUUCCCGGCGAUCCCUAUCAUUCCUACUCUGUGAGUUCAAUUUUGAUGAAGAGGUUCGUUUUCGGUAUCGGAGUCUGACCCAUCAAGUCGUUCCUCCUGACCCAAAGUGCCGAGCCGAUCCGCUCCCAAGUGCGUGGAGCGUUCGCCUUGAGUCUACGCGUGAUUUGGCUCGUCAUGAUCGGCAUCUCUGGGUUAGGAUUGAUCAUCUCCUUCUUCCUGAGGGAUAUCGAAUUGACCAAGGAGAUGGAUGACAAGUGGGGGAUGAGUGACAAGCAGGAGGGGACGUCGGCUGCUGCUGAGAUGGUGGAGCAACGGGUUUGA
This is a messenger RNA of Microbotryum saponariae, 2277 nucleotides long. Lineage: Eukaryota; Fungi; Basidiomycota; Microbotryomycetes; Microbotryales; Microbotryaceae. The record is from the annotation of a GenBank genome assembly.